AUCGACACCGGGAGGCAGCCGCAAGGAACGAGGACGUGGUUGCGGCGAGAACACCGCGGAACUAAUUUCAACCACACGAGAGCAAUCGGGGCCCGAACGGGUGCGCCGGCCGAACCUCGCACAUCCUCCUCCCUGGUGAUGGUGCACAGCGACGGGGGGACCUCGCUCACGCUGCGGGGCCCGUCGUCGGUGGUCGGGACCAGUUCCAGCGGCCGCGCCUCGGGCCUGCACAGCUCGUCGCGCUCGCGCCGCUACAACCGCUCCCACGCCGGCGGCAGCUCGUUCGUUCCGCAAAAUGAGUUCCCCAUCUUCAGCCAGAGUGGCGAUGUCGAGAUCGUCGUGCGUGUCCCCUCCGGGCACGAGAACCGCUACCUCCUGCACCGGCACAUCCUCACCCGGUGCUCCGGCUUCUUCGAGGCCAGCACCAGCAGUGAAUGGUCGCGCGCGCAAGCAGUGCCGGAACCGCCGACGCCGGGGACAGCCGGCGCGAUUGAAGGACCAAAAUCCUCGGGCGGGGAGCUGGCGCGGUUAGACAGUAGCCGAGGGGAUAGCAGCGAUGGGGGCUCCAAGCCGAAUUCGAUGGAGCUGACGCGGACGAAGAAGAGAUGGAGGUACGAGCUUGAUUACGGUUCCGGAGACAACGACAUACCGAUGUUGGUGCAGAAGGAGGAGAGCAGCAACCCGCCGCCGGUGAGCAACUCGAUGUUUGGGGGGCCUCCUCCCGGUCACUCGGCGAGCCGGCAUUCCCAUCGCAAGUCGGCCUCGCACUCCUUCUUCCGAUCUGUCGCGAACCUGGCCCUACCUGCGACGCACGCGCCCUCCCUCCCGCCACCCACCCCCGAAGAGCGGGACUUGCUACGGGAUUACGAUAACCUCUUCCGCAUCAUGUACAACUACCCGCCCGUUCUCGACGGCGUCGACAUCGCCAACGCCUACGUGGAGUGCAAGUCCCUGCUCACCCUCGCCGACCAGUACGACGCCCUCGCCGUAGUGGGCGCCCGCGUGGACCACCACAUGCUCCAGUUCCAAUCACGGCUCUGGAAGCAGAUCGCCAAGUACCCCAUCAGCUACCUCCGGCUCGGCUACCUGGCCCGGUCCAAGGUCAUCUUCCAGGAGGCGCUGAUCCACGUGGUCGGCCAGUGGCCGGCCGGCGAGCGCUCGAUCCGCGCGGCGCUGCCCGAGAGCGUCGUCGACAUCAUCGAGGACAAGGCCGACGAGCUCGAGGAGACCGUCAGCCGCAUCGAGGCCCGCCUCUUCCGCCUCACCCUCACCACCCGCACCGGCGAGCGCGUGACCCCGGCCAACGGCUACCUCGAGUGGCUCGCCGUCAGUCUCUUCCGCCAGUGGCUGGCGGAGAACACCACGCCGCCGCCGCCGCCGGUACCGGAGCGCAGGGGCGGCGGCGGCGGCAGUGGCGGUGUCGGUGCUGGCAACGCGCGAGACACGGCCGGUGGCGCGAGGGGCAGGGGCGGGAGCAGUAGCAGCGGAAGCGGAAGCGGCGGCAGCGGCGACGGCCACGGCCGGCUGGGCAGCCACGCGCACAGCCACGCGCAGGCGGCGACGCCUGCCCCGGCGGUCAGCCCGCUUGCGUCGGUGGGGAGGACGUACCGGCUGCUCGGCGCGGCACCGGGCGCGGGGCCCGACAAGGGGUACCUCGGCCACGACGAGUGCAAGCGGUUCCUGAAGCUCACGCCGGAGCUGUACACGAGGGAUAACCUGCGCAAGUUCGAGAAGAGGAUCGAGGAGCUGAAGGCCAUGGCGCGCGAGGUGGUGCGCCCGCUGAUGGGCGGCGGGCUCGAGCUGGAGUCGAUCCACGGGGCCGGCGCGGCCGGCAUCGGCUAUCUCACGUGCACCACGGUGAGGGAUAGGGACUUCCCUUGGGAGUACGAGUAAUCCGAUGAUGACGACGGUUGGGCUGUCAGGCGGGAUGGGAUCAUGG
Molecule: messenger RNA, 1939 nt
Organism: Thermothielavioides terrestris NRRL 8126
Lineage: Eukaryota; Fungi; Ascomycota; Sordariomycetes; Sordariales; Chaetomiaceae
Exons: 1
Coding region: 139-1893 (584 amino acids)
Source: RefSeq, a predicted model, not a curated record